AUGUCUAAUGAUAUUAAUCCAGAUGAUGCCGAAAUUGCAACAAUUAAAUCUUUCGUUAUUUCAACGAAUAUGAAACAUUUCGUUACAAGUCAUGAAGAUCAUUCAUUGAUUUUGUGGAACGUUGAUUUCAAUGAUAAAACAACCAAAAGAUGCGUAAUAGACAAGAACGAACAAGUCCUUUUGCACAAAUCAAAAAAGUUACUAGAAUUAUCAAACGAUAAAUUAUUGAUUUAUUUUUGUGAUGAUAAUCCAUAUCUCCGGGAUUUGGAAGCUUCCAAAUUUAGUCCGAUUACCAAACCAUUAUCUGACGAAAAUAACAAAAAAAAGAGUUUAUUUGUCGAAAAAAAACAUCUACGGUUUCUCCCAAAUGAUGACCUUUUAUUGCUAUCGAUACCGCUGUUACAAGAGGAUUCACAAGACGAAAAAAUACAUACACGGAAUCUCUUAAAUGGAGAGCAUUUAUUGAAUUGGCUACUUAAUGAUAAAAGGCGAAUCCCAACCAUUGGUCAACUCGGUAUAGAAAUGAUCAACGUUAGUCCUCAAUGA
This is a messenger RNA of Funneliformis mosseae, 546 nucleotides long. Lineage: Eukaryota; Fungi; Glomeromycota; Glomeromycetes; Glomerales; Glomeraceae. The record is from the annotation of a GenBank genome assembly.